AUGCCCAGCAUGUUGGUGGGCAAUGCGGUCAGCAUCCUAUUCCUCCUGGUUCUUUUCUGUAGCGCGCGUGUAUUCGCCGCAAGCGAAGAUCUCAACGUAUAUGGCGGAUAUGGCCCCGAAGUCCUCUGCGUUUUCCCAAUGAGCGGACCAUAUAAUCUCCUCCAACGCAUACUCUUCUACCUUCUGCUGGUGUUUGCCGUCCUUUGUCGCCGUCAAAAAUGGCUGGUCCUCGGUGCACUCGCCAGUGCGAUGUCCUAUAGCGGGGCCGCAGCGAUUCACGGCUUCCUCCUGGCCAGCCCCGCGCAGAAUGCAAUAGAUCUUGAUAUCUACGGAAUUUUCGCUAUAACUUCGUCCGGCGCCAUGCUGGCUGCCCCUUUGCUGAAUUGUUCAUCGACUUUGAUAUAUGCAGAGAGAAGGAAGCGAUGGAUCGUGAUUCUGUGGGGACUUCUUUUGGUGGUUGGUGCGAUAUUCACUGCAUCGUGCAUACAUGUAAAUGGGGCGGGCUUCAUCACCCCAAAGUGCAUUCCACGCGCCGAUGCAGCUUCAUUCCAUGGCUCACUAUUCCCCAGCCCCAGUGCGGAUUGUCUUUACGCAUGUGGGCCCGAAACUCGACUUUUCCGCCCAAAGAAUGACGUGGUGGCCUGGCCUAACUAUAUCAACCGUCCCAAGGAUAUCACCUCUAUUUUCCUUCCAGCAACGAUCAUCUAUAUAUUUAGCUGGAUCGUCGUUGAGAUACUAUUCCGCACAGUGUGGAGGAAUAAAAGUACGAAUAUCCAAUUUACAACAGCGGCCUUCGUAGUCGGUCGAAGUAGGAUAGGCAACCUUGUUCAUAGUCGGCAGAAUACCAUCAACAAAGCCCCAGACGUGUCUGUGUCGAUAAAUCCGUUUUCACCGCUGCCUUCUCCAUCGCAAUCCUGGCUGCCCGGACCGCCACUGCCAAAAAGGCGACGAUCUUGCUGGGCCGCAUUGCUUAAAAACCUCCAGUUGUGCGUUAUGCUUGCUCAUUUCGCUGCCUUCGUCGUCAACGUCGUCAUGUGCGAGUAUCGGAUGGUCCACCUCCCCAGCAACGAACAGCCAAAGGAAGUCGGCCAGUGGAUGCCUUGGGUUAGUGUUGCGCUGGUUGUUUUUGCCCAGAUGCUUAACCGAUAUAUGAAACUACGCUGGGGAGGUAUUAGGAGAAAACGAUUGUCCCCCAGAGAUGAAAAGCGGGCACUGGCGGUUGAACGAUGGAGAGAGAGUCUUGUACUGGCGGCAGAGAGGAUGGCAGACGAACGAAUUGUGACCCCCCCAGAUGAAGUUUUGAAAAGGGACAAUAUGCCUCCGGGUCUGAGGAUGUUUAGGAGUGAAGCAACGAGUUCAACGAGGAGGAAUAGUUUCUGA
This is a messenger RNA of Histoplasma capsulatum G186AR, 1380 nucleotides long. RefSeq lists its product as uncharacterized. The transcript has a single exon. The coding region runs from base 1 to 1380 and encodes 459 amino acids. NCBI's taxonomy places the organism in Eukaryota, Fungi, Ascomycota, Eurotiomycetes, Onygenales, Ajellomycetaceae. The record is from RefSeq and is a predicted model, not a curated record.